Messenger RNA from Zootermopsis nevadensis, 1944 nucleotides. Its product is annotated as co-chaperone protein HGH1 homolog. The record is from RefSeq and is a predicted model, not a curated record. NCBI's taxonomy places the organism in Eukaryota, Metazoa, Arthropoda, Insecta, Blattodea, Termopsidae.
UUAAUAAGCUAAUGAACGAGAAUAUCAAAUGUUAGAAUUUUGGGAAGACGUUCCAUCAGACAUUACCGAUUGGAUUAAGUGUAUUUAUUAUUUAGAAUGUAAUGGCUUAUCUUUGGUACUUCUCAUGGUAUUAAUGUGUCACAACCGCCCACUGGAUUUAGGUAUAUUUUAUACUACGAUGCUGUCAGCGUGGGUGAUUUUCCAAAUGUUGGCGGAAUGCUGUGUUCGUUGUUUCUGAAAUACAUUUUGUCGUGUAGUUAUAAAUAUAUUUUUUCACUACAAUGGAUUCAAUAGACGAAAUUCAGAGCUUCCUCAGAGUUGACGCAAGACUUGAUUUAAAAGCUGUUGCUUUAGGAUGUGUACUGGGUUUAACGGGAACAGAGGAUGGGAGAUGUAUGCUGUUACGUCGUCCAUGCCUGUUGUCAGCGUUGAUUUUUCUCGCCCAAGACAAGUCUGAAAGUAUUGCCAAAGAAGCAUGUUUGGCUAUUGUCAAUAUUUCUGCUGAAGAACUGGGUUCAAGGUCUUUGCUUUUUAGCCAUGACAGUAAAGGUACAGCACAGGAUGCAGAUUCAGAUAAUAAUAUUGUUGUGGUGAUGAUCAAGAUGAUCAUGGAUCCUGAUUCAUGCCUUGCUGAUCAUGCAUGCAUGAUACUUUCAAACUUGACUCGACCUUCAGGAAACAUUGAACAUGUGAUUUUGCUGAUAGAAAAAUGUGGGUUUACUUUGGAUCAGGUUGUAUCUGUGUUUACAACACAAGGAUACAACAGAAGAGGAGCCAAUCUUCACUAUCUUGGACCAAUGUUUUCCAACCUUAGUCAGUCUAUAACUUUCAGAAGGUUCUUGAUGGAUCACGAGAGAUGCAUCAUUCAGAGACUUUUACCCUUCACUGAGUAUGAAUCCUCUCAUGUUCGAAGAGGCGGUAUUGUGGGCACUUUAAGAAACUGUUGCUUUGACAUUGAGAAUCAUGAUUGGUUGCUAAGUCCAAAAGUGGACAUUUUACCUUGUCUGCUGCUACCUUUGGCUGGGCCUGAAGAGUUUGAAGAUACUGAAAUGGACAAAUUACCUCCAGAAUUACAGUAUCUACCAGAAAGUAAACUGCGGGAAACAGAUCCUGACAUAAGGAAAAUGCUGUUGGAAGCUUUAAUUCAGUUAUGUGCAAAACGGAGUUCAAGGGAACUAAUGCGUGAACGAAAUACAUACUUGAUCCUUCGUGAGUUCCACAAGUGGGAGAAGGAUCGAACAGUGUUGCUUGCCUGUGAGAAUGUUGUAGACAUCCUUAUCAGAACUGAGGAUGAAAUUGGUGAAGACAACAUUCAUGACAUUGAUGUUCCUCUUGAGCUACAUCAGAAGUUCCAAAAAAUGGAUGAAGAUUUUAUCAAGGACUGAUUUUUUUUUAAUAUUAUAUACCAAACAGGACAUUGUUUGUUUCUUCACUGACCCCACCCAGCCCUCUGUCUGGAGGGUAUCAUUACCACUUUUCCUGAUAUAGUGGCUGGAGCAUGGAACUGACCACUUUGCUGUGUGUAGUGGGAGAAUCAGAUAUUUGCCAGUCUUUGCUUUCCCGACAAUUGUGUUCACUCAUAAUGGUCACUUCACAGAUAUACUUACUGGGCAGAGGAAGUUCAGAUGUGAUCUGAAUUGAAUAUAUGUUAUGAGUGUGAAAUAUAAUUGUUUGGAUAAAUUUGUAUGAUCCAUAAUAUGUAUUUUGGCAAAAGAGUUUGUGACCAAAAAUGUUGGGUUAGGAUAUAUUUCUUAUGUAAAGUUGGAGUAAAUUUGAAUAGAUUUAACCAGCCAUUGAAAUCUACAUGCUGCUGUAUUGGACUUCAGUUGGCAUGUAAUUAGAUGAAACCUCUGUUAUACUCCAGUCAGUUCUAUUUCUCCCUGUCAUACACUUGGUGUUUAAAUGUUUGUGGUGUGAAUGAAAUACAUGAGAAUUAUUGAUGUA